Aphidius gifuensis is the source of this 1425-nucleotide messenger RNA. RefSeq names its product malate dehydrogenase, cytoplasmic (gene Mdh1). The transcript is spliced from 4 exons. Gene Ontology annotation, molecular function: L-malate dehydrogenase (NAD+) activity. The record is from RefSeq and is a predicted model, not a curated record. Bases 181 to 1167 code for a protein of 328 amino acids. Gene Ontology annotation, biological process: malate metabolic process; tricarboxylic acid cycle; oxaloacetate metabolic process. NCBI's taxonomy places the organism in Eukaryota, Metazoa, Arthropoda, Insecta, Hymenoptera, Braconidae. Gene Ontology annotation, cellular component: cytosol; mitochondrion.
GUUCCAGCACAUCAGUGUCGAACUGUGUCGAACAAAAGCGUCAUUAGAUCGGUCAUUUUUAUUAAUAUUAUUUAUUCAGUUUCACUCUUGACUCAAAGUUGCGACGUCAUUAAUAUUUCCAGCCAUCAUUUUUAUUAUCUAUAAAAAAAAUUAAAGUAAUUUUUAAUUUCAUAUACUAAAAUGUCAGAACCAAUUAAUGUUGUUGUUACUGGUGCAGCUGGGCAAAUUGCCUACUCAUUAUUGUAUCAAUUGGCAUCAGGAAGUGUCUUUGGACUAAAUCAACCAAUUAAUCUUCGUUUACUUGAUCUUCCAUUUGUCAUGGAAAUCCUUCAAGGUGUUGUCAUGGAGCUUGAAGAUUUGGCUCUUCCAAUUCUUCGUGAGGUAACACCAACAACUGAUCCUGAAAUUGCAUUUAAAGAUGCAUCAGCAGCAUUUUUAGUUGGUGCAAUGCCAAGAAAACAAGGAAUGGAACGUAAAGAUUUAUUAUCAGCAAAUGUUAAAAUAUUUAAAGUACAAGGUGAAGCUUUGGAUAAAUUUGCACGUAAAGAUGUUAAAGUUCUUGUUGUUGGUAAUCCAGCAAAUACAAAUGCACUUAUUUGUUCACAUUAUGCACCAUCAAUACCAAAAGAAAAUUUUACAGCAAUGACUAGACUUGAUCAAAAUCGUGCUCAAGCUGUUUUAGCAUCACGUCUUGGUGUACAAGUUGAUAAAGUUAAAAAUGUCAUUAUAUGGGGUAAUCAUAGCUCAACACAAUAUCCAGAUGCAUCACAUGCAAUGGUUAAUGAACAAUCAGUACCAAUUGCUGUUAAUGAUGAUGCUUGGUUAAAUGGUGUAUUUGUUGAAACAAUACAAAAACGUGGUGCUGCUGUUAUUGCUGCACGUAAAAAUUCAUCAGCAAUGUCAGCUGCUAAUGCUGCUGCUGAUCAUAUGAGGGAUUGGUUUGUUGGAACAAAACCAGGACAAUAUGUUUCCAUGGGUGUUGUUUCUGAUGGAAGUUAUGGAAUACCAAAAGAUAUUGUUUUUUCAUUUCCAGUUACAAUCAAAGACAAACAAUAUACAAUUGUUCAGGGUCUUGAAAUUAAUGAUUUUGCAAAAACAAAAUUGGACAUUACUGUUAAGGAACUUGAAGAAGAACGUGCUGAUGCUCACAGUGUUUUGAUGCCAUGACUGACCGGUCAAAAUAAUGUUAUCGAUACUCGUUGUAGAUUGUAAACACAUUAAUUUGUUCAAAAGAAAAAAAUUAAUAAAUAAAUAUAUCAUGUGUUAUAUUCAACGUCUAGAUUAAAAAUCAAUGUAAAUCUAUAGUUUACUUAUGUUUAAAAUGAUCAAUUUGUUGAAAUAAUUAUAGACGAGGUAUAAAAUAAAAAUUUAAAUUUGAAAAACAAAAAGAAAUUAAUAAAAAGGAUUAAUGAAGGAAAAUUUUUU